UCAGCUGCUGCAGCGCCUGAGAAAGUCGAGCGGUCGCGACCCCCGCACAGAGUGAAGCCUGCGUUGAGAUACGAAUCGCGUCUCAAAGGCGACAUCUACACCGAGCCUUGCAGCGAGGCUUGCUGACUUGGAUGCUACUGGUAGUAGCGUACUACCGCCACAUACGCCUCGGCUUCCACCCACAGCUAUCAGCUACGCGCAGUCGUCGAGCUCACGUGCUGUGGCUCUUCACAAAGAUUUCAAGUGAAUUUAGGCGGCCCGUCUCUGCCACGAAUAUGUCCACCAGUUUCAGUCAUUCAAAUGGGCCAAAAGACCCGACCCGACACAAAGACCCGCCCGUAUUAACCGCUCGCUUCUCUUCGCUGAACAGAACUGAGUGAAUGUCGCACUUGGCAAAGCCCCCCAGACGCUAGUUUCGAAUUGGCUGUGUAUCCCGUAGGUCUUCGCUCGAAGCUCCCCAGGCCGCCCGUGAUGCCGCCCAGCUUGAUGCUGUCCCCGCAGCCGCAGGACGACGCGUCGACGUCUCUGGCCUCGUCGUUCAGCAAGACGCCGUCCAGUCCACUGCUGGCCAAGCCGGCGCUGGGGCUACCUCCACGCCCCACCACAGCCAGCGUAAACCCCGCCAAAGCCGCUGCGACCAUCACUCGCGCGCGUACCCAGAGCCUCCCGAAUGCCGGCGAGCAAUUGAUGGGCAAGGACAGCCCAUGGAUGCAACAGGCUGUGGAUCGCGGGCUUUUCCGCCGCUUCGAGGAGGUCAGCAACGAAGUCGCGAGGCUCAGACGUAUCCAGAACAUGGACGUCUUCUCCUCCGAGGCUGGAGACGUGGCCGAGCCUCAUCCGGAGCUCGCACAGGUGCAGACAGAGCUCAGUCGUGCGAGACGCCGCUCCGUCCGCAUCCGCGAGGACCAGAAACACAUGAUACAGCAGUUCGAGUCCCAGCAGGACCGAGGUAUGAUCAAGAAAUAUCUAGCUAUGGCCACGGGCUCUGCGGGCCACCAGAAGCGGAAGACUGAGGAGCUCAAGAAGAAACUGGGCCACCACAUGGCCGAGGCUGUACGUGCCGACGCCGAGCUCCAGAGACUCGAGCGACGCUCCAGCUCCCUUGUGGACGACUGGAAGCGCCGCUCUUCGUUCUCUAGUAGUCGCAGCUACUCUGUCCAACCAGAGGGCGAGGAAGACGUGGAGAUGAGUGAGAGUUGCACACAGGAAGACGACGUGUGCUUCGAUGACGAGGACGACAUGGACGUCGAUGAACGACUCGAGCAGCUCGAGAGGGAGAAGCAAAGACUAUUGGGGCUAUUGCUCAGGACGCUGCGUCUUCCAGACGCCCUGCAGAUGCACACAAACGUGGCCAUGUACGCCUCCGAGGUGCAGUCCUGUGAGUCCAUCAAGAAGCAGAUCGACCGCGCCACGGGGCUCUAUCACCAGGCCUUGCAGCUGCUACGUAUGGCCAUGGCCACUGUCGUAUCCUCUCAGUACUCUGGCUCUGUGAAGGAGUUCGCCAAUGGUCCAUUCGCUCUUACAGUGGAGGCUGGACAGCUCAUGGAGGCUGCAAACAUCGGCAUCCAGCCGGAAGCUCGUCGUAGAUACCGACAAUUCGCUCGCGAGCUUCAGAACUUGCGUCUGCCCAAGUUUCCUCAGGUCGUGAGCGACUUUGUGCGUCGCGCACGAACCAACUUCGACCCUCGUAGUGCUCUGGCUCAGGAAGCUGUGAGGAGGCUCCCAGCGUGCGAGACCACCAUGGUCAUGACGCACAAGAUCGUGAUCGAGAAGCUGGAGCAGCUGGACCGGUGGAAACGCACAGUGGAGCAGGACCAGACUUACGCUCAGACCUCCCAGCGUCGUCUGGAGACGCACCUGCAACAGCGUCUGGCUGUGUUGGCUCGAUCCGUGUCGGUCUGAAGCCGUUCACCACCUUAGCGACGCAUACAGGUGCGUUGCUUUAAGAGGGCGGGAGCUUCCUGCCUUCCUAGUAAAUUGUUCAUAAUUUAUGCGUACGGGCGACAAGAGAUGUGAGAGCAUUAAAGACUCGCCUCACACGUUCGAGAGUUCCCGGCAUCCAAUUUCUAAUAGAUCUCCCUGCAUCUUCACGGUAAUAACGAGGCCAGCACGAGGUAAACGAAGUGGUAAGAAAACAACAAAUUGGCUUACAUGUAUGUACCGAUAGUAUUGACACGACCCCAUCCCGUCUAGCUGUGCUGGUCUCACUGGCCCCAGUCGUCCAUGUUGACGUCGUUGUUGUCGGACUGAUCCAUUCCGUGUCCGCGGUACGAUCGCCCCAUCAAAAAGUCCUGACUCCGCGACUGGUCUGUCUGUUGCUGCAACUCGUUGGCGAACAUGUGAUGGUCGGAGAGUUGACGCUGCUGGCCAGGCAAACCCUGCGAACCGAAGACAUCUUGCGAGUGCAUCUGCCCUUCGUCGCCGUAGAAGCUCGUGCGUGGUGCCGUCGGUCCUGGUUCGCUGCGCGGGACUUCGUACGGUGCUCCGCGGAUCCCUCCCUGUGCAAAGUGGCUCGAGUCCUGAUGUCGCACCACGUCGUGGAUAUCCAUCCCCAUCUGAGCUGCCUGCUGCGCGUAGAUAUCUUGCUGCCCCGUGCCCAUACCGAGCAUUCCCUUGGGCAUAUCACCGUACAGAGGGUGCUGAAUCUGACGAGAGUGUUGCUGCUGCUGAAGUGUCGCCUGUUGUUGCUGGAGCUGUUGCUGCUGGCUGAGCAUCUGCAAGUGAGACGAUCCGGAUGCCACGACUUGAGGCAGAUUGGGCGCUUUACUGCGUUGGAACUGGCGCUGCUGUUCUUGUUGAUGACGCUGGAGCUCCAUUCGUUGUUGCUCCUGCUGUCGUCGUUGCUGCUCUUGACGUUGCUUCUCCUUACGCUGCUGUUCAAGUUCCAGCCGUUGUUGUUCCAGCCUUUGUUGCUCUUGGCGCUGCUUUUCCUGUUCUAGCCGUUGCUGUUCUAGCCGCUGCUGUUCCAGACGCUGUUGUUCAAGACGUUGCUGCUCCAAGCGCUUUUGUUGCUCGAGACGUUUCUGCUGCUCUAGCCGUUGUUGCUCUAAGCGCCGCUGUUCCUCAACGCGACGUUGCUCCUCUAAGCGACGCUGCUCUUCAAUGCGUUGUUGUUCGAUGCGCUGCUGUUCGCGACGUUCUUGUUCCAGCCGUUCUUGUUCUCGACGCUGUUGCUCGCGACGUUCCUUCUCCAAGCGUUGUCGUUGCUUCUCAAGGCGUUCUCUCUCUUGACGCUCUCUCUCUCGUCGUUCUUGCUCUUGGCGCUGUUGCUCUAGUUGGCGUUGCCUUUCAAGUUGAUGCUGCCUUUCCAACUGCUGCCUUUCCAACUCUCUCUUCUUCUCUUCUCGUUGGCGCUGCUGCUCAAUGCGUUCUUGUUCGAGACGCUGCUGAUGCUGCUGCUGUUUAUUCAAAACUUCGAGCGCUUGGUCCAGAAACGAUUGCUGGUCUUGUUUGUCGCGCUUGCUGCUUGUUCCUUUCCCUCCGCGAAUGGAAAAUUGACCAGGCGAAGCCUCCGUCGCAGACUUUCCACUCAUGGGCGGAGAGGUGAGAAGGUCAGUACGCGAGUCGCCUCCUCCUGAAAUGUCCGGCAGCACUGAAGAAAUGUCAGCGAUUGCGCGAGAUGCUUGCUCUAGAUCUGCUUCGCUGUCCUCCUCAUUGUCGCCGCGCGACUUGCUUUCGGCAGAGCUGUAGUUGGACUCCUUGGCAUCCGAAUCUUCGCUUCCAAGCAGCGACGAAAUGCCUUUCAUUUCACUAGAUGAGGCAGCUUUCAGUGGCGUAGCAGCUGCGUUGGAGCGAUUACCGGUGGCGGGGUCAUCCUUGCUCAAGCGUUGUUUCUUCGCUUCAGGUUCUUCUGCGCUCGCCUCGCCGUCAUCAGUACUCUGGUGGUCCUGAGCAGCUCGUUCUUCUUCUUCUCGUGUCUUCUUGGCUUUUUCUUCGGCCUCCGCUUCCUCCUUAAUCCUCAGCUCUUCUUCCUCUUGUUCAGCUUUCAAAUCACGACACUUUUGGUACAACAUGUCCGUCAUGUUGACGAUCUCGUCGCUCAGAUGCUCUUCGCGAGCGAUCUUCAAGAUCCCAGAAAGCGUCUUGCGCAUGCGAGCGCGAUUCUGACGGAUGGCCUUCAUGUUCACCUCAUAGUUCGCGAUUUGGCGCUCAAUAAGGCGACGCGACGGAGGGAUCUUCACCUUGGCAAACAGUGCCGGGGUAGGUGGCAGUGGCAAAGCGCUUGGACGCUUUCGCUUCGUGCCGAUUAGAGUCAGCGACUUGUUCAAACUGGACGUCAUCUUCUCGAAAUGGCGCUCCAUCUUCGUCCACUCGUUCACGGACUCCGUGAUAUCACGGAGCUUAUCCAGUAACACGGUUAGUAGCAGCUGGUCACUGCUCGUGGUCAUGAGCUUCGUACUGUAGCGGUAUGACGGCACAAAGCGGUCGUUGAUGUUGGUGGAUCGGAUAAAGUUGCGACGGUGGUUGAUACUCGCCAGAAGCGUCUCGGUAAAGUGAAUCUUCUGCUCGCACGUGCUCAAGUCGCUGGAGUACUGAUCAAUCAAGUCCACCACCUUGGUAAUGACCCUGGCCUCUGCAGUUCGUGACUCCUCCAGUUCCAUAAGCUCACUUUCAGCACUGCGUAAGUUCUUUUCGGUGCGCUUGGCCAGAGCGUUAGUGGUGCGCUCAAACUGCGAUUGCGAGGACAAAAUCUGGUGUCGUAGGUCGAAGAUCUUGAUGAGAGCAUCCACUUCCGAGUUGGUGUUACCAUCGUGAUCAGUUCCCGCCUUGUCGUCCUGCUCAUCGUCAUCGUCACUUUCUGGUCGAGUAGCCGCCAGGAUUUCACGUUUCCCAUACUCUACGAGUUGAACGAGCUGAGUUUUUUCGAGGUGCACCAGCGUCGCACCGGUGCUGUUAGCGAUCAGAUUGGCUCGCUCUGUUUUCGACGACACAUCGGCGAUGAGACUAUCGAUCAGCACGAGGAACUUUUCUUCGGCCUGAAGAAAUGCGGAACAUAACGUUAGAAGGUAUGCAGGGGUAUUAUGAAGUGAACAGGUCUCACGUACACUGGUAGACUUCGCAACCUUGGCAUCUACAAGCUGCGUAUCGUCUUCCGUGCAUUUGGUUGUUGCAUCCCCCUUGUUGGUCUCGUUUUCUUUUUCCGGGUUCUCUGCCUGUACUGCUGCAUCGUCAGCAUUCAACGUGUCGAUAGCCUCCUGUUUGAUCUCCUUCUCCUUCAGAAAUUCAACAGGCGUCGACGUGGCCUCGUUCUGCUCCUCAGUAGUUGUCGCCUCACCGGCAGAGGCUUCACUAGCUGCUUCGUCGUUUGGAGCAGCCGUGUCUUUUUUCGACUCAUCUGAGUCCACUGAAGCAGAUGCGCUAUCACCAGUCGAGUCGUCGGUCUUCUCGUCCGCCUCAGCAACUGCGUCUUCAGCAUCCUUUUCCUUCUCUGCAUCUUUGUCCUUGUCAUCCUCGGUUGAAGCUUCCUCCUGCGCCUUGUCCUCGCUAGAAGGUUCUUCCUCGGCCUCCGCAGUGACAUCUUCGGCCUCCAUAGUGGCAGCUUCGGCCUCAAUCGCCUCCUUGGGCUUUUCCUGCUUCUCCUUUUCCUUCUGCUCUGCGAUUCUCUCCACGAGCACUCGUCGUGUCUGCUGGAGGAACUCGAGGAUCCUGUUGGCUUGGCCUGUCAGACAUUUCUCGCAGAACCAGGGAGCCGGUGGUGCUGUCUGAAGCGCCGGAGUUGCACACUUGAAGUGGGUUUUACUAUGGCAAGCGCUGCACUGGGCCACGUCCGUCGUGGCUUCUGUCCUACAGGUUGCGCACUUCUGUACUCGAAAAAAGAAAUCACCCUGUCAGUAUAACCUCUCAGUUGUCAUAAUUGUCACCACAGCUACACACUGGAGCUGCGUUCUGCUUCGCUUGAGCUGCUGCUGCCGCUGCCUGAACUGCCAUACGCUCCUUCGCUGUGGGUGACGGUGUGGGCGCCUUCUUCUCUUUCUGGACGGAGCGAGCGUUUGUGCCGCGUUUGCGGAUGUUGAGACGGUCUUUUAUGUCCUUGAGACUCUCUCCUGAGGCCGCUGAGUACAUGGACGACCAGCCCGCGUCCGUCUUGAGAGCUGCAUGUAUUGUAAAAGGGAGGAAAGAAGUGAGGAGGACCAUGGGAUCAGCCGUCUAAGAGACAAGACGUACAGGGAUUGAGAGUGCGCUUCAUGUGCAGCGCACAAGGCACAGGCGACGUGUAGACCUGGUCCUUAAAGCGGAUGGAGCCGUCGGGCAGCAGGUCCGCGUACACCCGCUUGCGGUAGUAGGACACAUAGAGCUUUUUGGGGCCAGGCGCCAGCAAUUUCUCGUUGAUGAGCGUCGUCAGCACGAUGCGCGCAUCUCCCUACAGUGGACAAUGUUAGAGACAGCGAGGGGGGAGAAGAUUGCGGCCAGCGCGGGCAGCGCACCAUGAUGAAGGACGGGACGAGUGCGGAGCGCGCGCUUUGUUUUGCGCUUUUCGCUUUCUAUGAGGGGGAGACAGCAAAAACCCGCAACGAGUUGUGAUUGGAUCAUAAAUAUACUCUUAAGUAAGU
Messenger RNA from Phytophthora nicotianae INRA-310, 6551 nucleotides. RefSeq lists its product as hypothetical. The record is from RefSeq and is a predicted model, not a curated record. Bases 472 to 1902 code for a protein of 476 amino acids. The transcript has a single exon. Lineage: Eukaryota; Oomycota; Peronosporomycetes; Peronosporales; Peronosporaceae.